Stereum hirsutum FP-91666 SS1 is the source of this 4343-nucleotide messenger RNA. RefSeq names its product FMN-linked oxidoreductase. Lineage: Eukaryota; Fungi; Basidiomycota; Agaricomycetes; Russulales; Stereaceae. Gene Ontology annotation, biological process: tRNA processing. The record is from RefSeq and is a predicted model, not a curated record. Bases 261 to 2123 code for a protein of 620 amino acids. Gene Ontology annotation, molecular function: tRNA dihydrouridine synthase activity; RNA binding; flavin adenine dinucleotide binding. The transcript has 27 exons.
CCGCGACAUCAGACGCCUAUCCAGCUGGGACUGCUCCAGUCAAGGCUGAAUAUCUCGUCUCACCAGAUGCCGCACGGCUCGCACCCAAAGCUGACGACGAUGCUGCCGAAGGCAGCACCAGGCACACCGUUCGUAGCGCUGAUGGGCUCGAUGGCAAUGAUGACGGCAAUGAAGACGGCGAGCCUCCAGCCAAAAAGCAGAAGCUCACCAACUCGCAGAAGAGGAAGCUCUCAAAAGAGGAGAAGAAGGCGAAUCGCGGCAUGAAUAAAGGCAGAAGAUGGCAGAAGACGAAGGAUGAUGUGGACGUUUGUUGGAGAGUCGCAACUGGGGGAGACUGCGAAUUCGGUGCAGAAUGUCGGUUUAGCCACGAUAUUCCGGCUUACCUUGCCGCAAAACCAAGAGAUAUUUACUUCAAUAUCACCGACCCUCUAACCGACACCCCUCCUUUUGUGAAGCUUACCGGGUCCGAAAAUAACAUGGAGGCCGCGGUGGACAGUGCUCAAGACUCCGUCGAUUUUUCUACCCAUUGCCCAAACUUUGAAGAAACAGGGGCCUGCCGACAUGGUUUCAAAUGCCGUUUUCUCGGCGGUCAUGUUCGCAAAGAGGAUGGAAAAUUGUCGCUUAUUCAAGAUGACAGCAAAAGGUCGAACAGUCUACGAUCGUCUACGGAAAUAAAUUAUCUCGAUGGACAAACUAUGAAACUUUUACGAACAAAGAAGUAUCCGCUUCCAAUCACUGCUGCAUACUUGAAGGAGCUCGAAGACGCUAAAGACGAAGAGAAUGCUAGCAGUGCUAAAGCCAAAGCCGACGCCACCCCAAAGGACCCGCCAACACCGGCAUCAAAGGAGGAUACGGAAUCUGCUAUCAUCUUCAAAGAACCUGAACAGGAUAUGGUGGAGGUUCCGCCGCCAUCUCCAUCACUCCUCCCAGCACCGGCAAAAUACUCCGAUGUCGAGGCUGCUGCUCAGGCUGAUACGCCUGAUGUUCGACCGCGCUUUGUCGAAAAGAAGCGACUGGUGUGGAGUAAUAAAACAUACCUCGCACCAUUAACGACCGUCGGGAACUUGCCUUUCCGUCGGCUAGCCGUCUCCCUCGGCGCAGACAUCACAUGCGGCGAAAUGGGCCUCGCCAACUCCUUCCUUUCUGCCUCCAAGGAAGAAUGGUCCUUGAUCCGACGCCACCCGGACGAGCAAAUGUUCGGCAUUCAGCUCGCAGGCAAUAAACCAUCACUACUCACACCCGCCGCAGAGGUCAUUGCACGCGAGUGUGCUGGAGGGAUCGAUUUCGUGGACUUGAACUGCGGGUGUCCCAUUGAUUUGGUGUUCAAGACAGGAAGUGGAUCGGCGCUGCUCGAUGCGCCGGGAAAAUUGGGUAAAAUCCUGACUGGGAUGAAUCGAGCGCUGGGCGAGAUCCCCUUGACAGUAAAACUACGGACCGGCGUUCGCGAGGGUCGCAACACGUCUCAUAAGCUCAUGCCCAGGAUUGCAUCAGAGUGGAACGUAGCUGCUAUGACCCUCCAUGGAAGAACGCGUCAGCAAAGGUAUGCGAAGCUCGCGGACUGGGCUUACAUACGCGAGUGUGUCGAUGCCGUCCGGGCGCGCGAAGCGGAUGAAGACCUUCCACGCAUCCCCAUCUUCGGUGGCGGCGAUGCUUUCUCUGCUCAGGGCUACUGGUCCUGUGUUGAAGAGAGUGGUGUGGAUGGAAUAAUGGUCGCGAGAGGUGCCCUGAUCAAGCCCUGGAUUUUCACCGAGAUCAAGGAGAGGAGAGAAUGGGACAUUAGCGCUGUCGAACGAUUGGAUCUCAUCCGUAAGUACGCUGAGUUCGGGUUAACUCACUUCGGCUCGGAUACCGCUGGCGUCAACACGACACGGAGGUAUCUAUGCGAAGCCCUGUCCUUCCAAUAUCGGUACAUCCCCAUAGGUCUAUUGGAAGCUUUGCCCCCUCGCAUCAACGAUCGCGCUCCAAUGUUCCGUGGCAGGAGUGAGCUUGAAACACUACUCGCCAGCCCGGACAGUAGAGAUUGGGUCAAGAUCUCCGAGAUGUUCUUGGGUCCUGCUCCUGAAAGCUGGACGUUUACCCCGAAGCACAAGAGUAAUGCGGUCAACGACCAAGACCAGGGAUAGAUGAAACUAAAUCACAUCAGCGUGCAUCCGGUCGAUACGCAACUUGAAAGUUGUUACAGGGUAGUUUUACUCCGUUCGUAUGGUCCAUUUCGAAGCAUCUUGUACUAUUCCAUCUGUACAAACACGAAACUGUACCGAAAUAACAUACACCACGAAUCAUGUAACUGCCGUCAUUCACCUUUCGAAGUUCAUCUGUGCGCUUGCAGCCUGCAUGUGGCCAGGGUAUGGUCAACGCCUGACCUUCCUCAAGCACUGAUAUCCAUAGGGUCUUCCUUCGGACUGUAAGAAGGACUGACAUGAGACGACGGAAAUGGCGACGUCGGUGGUGAUAUCGCCAACGCAUCCUUCGUUAUUUCCGGAGGCAUCUGCUGGAGGAGAAGGUAGCUGUCUCUCUUUGCGACAUCCUUGAGACCUUCAGGCCACGCCAGGGUUGCCUUUUCUUCGUGUUCCGAUAGAGCACGAUUAUAUAUUAGGAAGUAAGGACCAGCACCCAUGUGGAGGCCUGUUGCAUCUGUUAAGACAAUUUCCUCUGAGACCUCGGUGACAGUAUAAUCGACGGUCUUCCACCAUCGCGAGCCAUGAGAGAUGUACGAAUAGAGAUGGGAUCUUCCGGGUAUGCCAUCGUGGAUGAAUACAGCACGGAGAUCGUAUCGUUGCUGUUGUAGAGCUGGGUCGUCGAAGAGUUUGACGGCCUGUUCUUGGAGAUUGCUGACUUGAGUUUGAAUAGUCUCCAAUUCGUUCUCUAUCCGAGUCACGAUCUUGCGCAACUUCAUGGCGGCACGUUCGAUAAUCAGCUUACGUUCCGGGUCUUCCUUGUUUGCGACAUUCUCGAAGUAAUAUAGUGUCGCGUACAAGUCUUUCAGGUUCUCUUUGCCAUUUGUGUGUGUCAGUGCGCUCUUCUUCGAGAUCAGCCUUUGCACCUCCUCCUGAAUGUCCUUCUGCUGUCUUUUCUUCUGCAUCGCCAGCUCCGCAUUCUCCUUCAUAAACCUAUCGAGGUACAAGUGUUUCGGGUAUUCAAAUCGUUGCCUCGGUGCAGAGUUUCCCGUAUACAAUGGAAGAGAUUCGUGACGGACGAGCUGAAAAGCAACAACGUCAGACGACUCGAAGAUGACUUGCUGGGCCAUGCCGAGGCCAGUAUGAGAAAGUUGAUCGGAGAGACAAGAGAUGAGGUCGUGACUAGGUUCGCCGUCGCGGAUGUCGACUCUGACGACGGCUUUGUCGAUGCGGCUGUCGAGCGGCAAUGUAUUGGGUUCCGAGUCUUUUGGGCCAUAUCUAAAGUGGAACAGUCUGGGCCAUUGGUGGGAUUGGCUAGCGGCCUGGCUGAACACUAUUUGCUCUAUUUGAAGCGCCAGCUUACUGAAGAGUUGGAAACAAACUUCUCCAGGACUUUCGGUGCCGUCUCUCGGGGUGCCGGCGGAGAAAGCCUCGAUCAAGAUGUCGGCAGUCAUGUUGUUGGCGACACACACAUCCAUAUAGACAAAGGAUUCUACUAAAAGCAUUAUUGCGGCUUCAGGUGUUCCUUUCGGCGGGUCAGGAGUAAUCGUGCUCCACUGGCACAGACAUCGCCUGACUUGUGGCACGAAGAACAGACCCUGAAAUAAGAGGCUCGCGUACGUGCACAGGGCAUUCGUAGCGCGGAGCGCCACAGGACGGUCGUCUUUCCGAAUCGAUUCUUCUGGUGGCGGAUUCACCAGCUCCUGCUCGACAUAAUCACGGUACGUUGUAUUCAGGCUCUCUUGGAUAGCGCGGUUCAGAGUCUGAUCGUCUUGGGAUAUACCCGCCGGGACUUCUGCGUUGGAUGAUACUACGGCCCAGUUUGGGUCUGGGGCUCGAUUGCUUGGACCAAAAGUAGUGGUAGUUGCUGUCUCCAAAGAGGCCUCAAGAGCCCUCUUGAAAUCUUUGUCCUCGUCAAUCGUGAGAUCUAUCACAGACUGAUUUUGUUCAGGUUUGGAAGGAGGAGGAGUUCGUGGGCCACUAGUCGGAUUCGAUGUCUCAUGCAGUGCGCCAAAGCCUGCGGGCCACGUCGCAUCUUCUCCUCGUAGAUCGUUAUCGAGAAUAGAGGCAGCCGCCUUUUCCGGAUCACCCUUGUGUCUUCGAAGAACGCGUCUUGCAACUUGAGGGUCGAGAUCCCCCAUCAUCAUGACAAGCAUGUUGACAUGCUCUUCUUCCUGCGGAUCGACCAUAUCACAAUCUGAUAUUUGUCUCGUAUUCGGUGAGCUG